GUGGCCCAAAACUCUCUCUGCAGAACCUCAAAACCCUCGAGUUUCAAGGGUUUUUGGGGAUUCCGGGGACUUUUCAGGUCUGGCAUUCUCCGUUUGAUUGAAUUCGAGGAGAAGAUGGUGCUGUCGAACAAGAAGCUGAAGCAGAAGAUUCGGGAAGAAUUGGCGGAGUCUCUAUCCGCCGAAGCUGCAGGACCCGUUUCGAAAUCCGACCGGAACUCGCAAUCCCAGUCUCUGAAAGAGCUCAUAGACUCCGCAAGCCACAAACCCAGGUUGUCGAAGAGGGAGAAACGAAGAAAAACCCAACCUUCUGUAGGAUCAGACGGGUCUAACACCGGAAUCGGCGAGAAGGAGGAGGUUGAAGUGGUGGGUGAUGCUGCAAAUGGUCAGAGAAGUCAAGAGACUGAUAAGAAGAAGAAGAGGAAGAAGAGGAAGAGAGACGAUACUGGGGCCAACGAGUUAGGAGAAGAAGGAAAAGGUAGUGUAGAUAAGGGAGCUGACGAAUUGAACAAGAAUAAAACGAAAGAAAAGAAGAAGACGAAGAAGAAGAAGCCGAAGAAAAAGAAGAAGAAGACAAACGAGACGCAGAAGGAGGCUGGUGAAAGCAAUGCAGAAAAGAAUGUUGCAAAGGAAGAACCGAAGAUAGAGCAGAUUCCAGUUGACACAGACUGUCAAGCAGAUGGGGUCGUUCCUAGGAAAUUGUAUGUUGGUGGAAUUCCUUAUCACUAUACAGAAGAUGAGAUCCGGAGCUACUUGAGAAAUUGCGGUGUCAUAACGAAUAUCGAUUGCAAGAUGCGUCCUGAGGAUGGCACAUUCAGUGGCAUUGCGUUCGUUACCUUUGAAACUGAAGAUGCCGCUAACCGAGCUUUAGCUCUCGACAGAGCCGCAAUGGGUGAUCGGUUUUUAACGAUACAGCAAUACGUGAAAACCCCGUCAAGAAGGAAAUCAGGUUUCAAUCCAGACAUGGUAGAUGGCUACAACAGAGUGUAUAUAGGGAAUUUACCAUGGGACACGACGGAGCGUGACAUAAGAAAGCUCUUCUCUGACUGUGUUAUAACAUCGCUGCGCUUGGGAAAGAACAAAGAGACAGGAGAGUUUAAAGGGUACGCACAUGUGGAUUUCAAGGACAAUGUAUCUAUGGCUAUGGCAUUAAAGCUGGAUCAACAGAUUGUUAGGGGAAGACCCGUCAAGAUCAGCUGUGCAGUUCCUAGAAAAGCGGGGAAUGCCGAUGAAGUUGAGAACGCGGAAGAGACUUAUGGAACUGAUUCGAUACCCGAGGAGGCUAUGGCUGGUGAAGCUUAUAACGCCGUUUUCACGAGUGAAACGGCGACUGUUAGUAGCGGCAAGAUCAGGAGGAGGACUUGCUAUGAGUGUGGAGAAAAGGGUCAUCUCUCUUCUGCUUGUCCGAAGCUGCAGCAAAAUGCCGAUCCGACAGAACCAGAUGCAACUUGAACACAAGGUUUUGAAACUUCGCUUGCGAGAGUGCAUGUCUUCUGUACUGUUUCUUUUCCUUUUGAUCUUAUGGAUCAUCAGACAUUCUCUUGAAUGAUGAGUUUAUUAUUGGAAUUAAAUAUUUAAAAAGAAAAUAAGAGCUGGAUCUGUUUUUUGUUU
This is a messenger RNA of Tarenaya hassleriana, 1608 nucleotides long. Its product is annotated as 31 kDa ribonucleoprotein, chloroplastic. Gene Ontology annotation, molecular function: RNA binding; zinc ion binding. The record is from RefSeq and is a predicted model, not a curated record. The transcript has 4 exons. Lineage: Eukaryota; Viridiplantae; Streptophyta; Magnoliopsida; Brassicales; Cleomaceae. The coding region runs from base 115 to 1449 and encodes 444 amino acids.